This is a messenger RNA of Perca flavescens (yellow perch), 3955 nucleotides long. It is a transcript of the gene plekho2, whose product is annotated as pleckstrin homology domain containing, family O member 2. Lineage: Eukaryota; Metazoa; Chordata; Actinopteri; Perciformes; Percidae. Bases 318 to 2495 code for a protein of 725 amino acids. The transcript is spliced from 7 exons. The record is from RefSeq and is a predicted model, not a curated record.
GCACGCGCGCUGCCGGUCGUGUUGCUCCUCCUCGACAGACUUCGAUUCAAGAGUGUAAAAGGGACUUCAACCGGAAACCAAACUUUUUUCUUCGAACUUUUUGUGUUGCUCUGAAGCAAAAGAGGAAAAAGGAGACGACCUCUUGAUGUCAUAAAGUGCACGGUUCCUUAUUUUCUUCAUUUACUACAUGGGCUGUUUGGGAAUGUUACAGCUGCCGACCAACAGGGGAGAAGUAAACCGUUUCUGGCGAGGAUAAGGGCGACGUCGAGGGAUUUUAGGCUAGUCUACACUCACAUAACGGAUUUUGGUCCUUUAUCAUGGAAGAUGGUGCAAAAGAGGACCCAGCCCAGAGUAAAGAGCCCAAGUUUCUGGGUAAGGCCGGCUGGGUGAAGAAGGCCCCCGGCAGGCUGCUGGCCAGCUAUAAAGACCGCUACAUCCAUGUGGAGAAGACAGAGAUUGUUGUGUAUGAAAAUGAGGACCGGCAGAACUGCUUAGAGAGGCUUGACCUGGAAAACUACGAUAAAUGCCAUGAACUAAAGAGCCCCUUUAAGAGGAAGCACAGACUGAUUCUGAUCCGAUCACCCAAGUCUGGAAAUAAGGUCCAUGAUGUGAAGUUCCAAGCUCAGACUGCAGAGGAAAAGGAGGCUUGGAUUAAAGCUCUGAUCGAUGGCAUCAAUCGAGCAAGGAACAAAGUCUUUGAUGAGGUGACGGUGGAUGAAAGCAGUAAUUUAGAGCAUGUUACUCGGACAAGGCCUAAAGGGAAUCGUAACCGGCGGCCACCGACCAGGAUACACAUGAAAGAGGUAGCUAAUGUGUCAUCUGACGGUAUCCUGCGUUUGGAUCUUGAUCUUGAGAAUGCAUUAAUGCCUAAUGGGACCCAUCAUGUCACUGUUGAUGGCACCGAAAGCCCAAAAGAGGCGCUCAAAGUCCCAACUCCUCCGUCCAAUGCCGGUGAAGCUGCGGAGCAACAGUCAGCGGCAAGUGCUGAGGAGGAAGGUCACACUGAGCCGGAAGUCAGCCCCCAGAAAAAGGUCAUCAAACCUCCCAUGCCCCCUACCAAAGAGGCCAAGCCCAGUUCAACACCUGAGGAGGAACCGGAUAAGGAUGAUGGCCCAGAGAAAAAGGUCCUGGCGCCACCUAUGCCUCCAUGUAAAGAAGCAAAGCCCUGUGCCUCGCCUUCUGAAGAAGCUCCAGAGGAGGCCAAAGCUGAGAAGAAGACAGGUCCGCCACCAACGCCUUCCAACAAACCCACCUCCAGCAGCUCCAUAGGCAACCUCGCGGAGGCCCCGCAGACCAGGCCAAACUCCCACCCUCCUACCCCUCCAUCCAAAGAGCAGAAACCCUCCCAUCCUGCUGUGGAGCCAGACCAAGAGGUCCAAGGCACGGCUGAAGAAAAUAAGGAGAAGGAAGAAGUCGAUAAGGAGGAGGCGACAGGAACAGCUGUGGAAACAGAUGAGGCAGACCGGUCCAUUUCUAAAGAAGCUCUACCCAGCGUCAGAGAUGAUGAACCUGAGAGUCCCAGCGACAUGUCCCAAGGACAGGUUUCUGAAGAAGAAUCGGAAGAAACUAUAAGUAGUGGCAUUAACAAAGCAUCCGACAAUGAGCCACUCAGAAAGAGCCCCAGUCCUCUUCUAAGCCUCAAGAAAAAGCCUGAGAAACCUGUUCAGCCUGAUACGCAACACGCACACGACAGCACAACUAUAACGCAGACUAACGAGGGACAGGACCCUGCUGCGUUACUGCAAACAGCCUCACGUACCUCAGCCAGUUCUCCUCCAGCAGAAGAGGCACUACCCAAGAGUGAAGUCCCGCCAACAGUUGUCUCUUCGAACGACCCGGUCAAUGACAGCCUCAGCCUGAGUCCGCUGCUCUGUCACUUGCCGGGGGAGAAGAAAAAGAAGACGGAGGAGAAGUCCGUAGACAGCGGUCAGCACUCGGACGCCGACAGCGAAGGCUCCAGCAGUGAAGACGCGCUGGCGGCUUCCACGGCCGCGUUGAGAGGAAGCCAAGCUGGUCUGGAUGUGCUGGACGCCAGCGAGGGCGACAUUCAGAUCCCUGUUGGUUUCAAGCCGAAACAGACCCCAGCCAAGCCUCAGGUUAGACCAAAGGUCUUCCCCCAUCGGCGCUCACAGCCUCCCACUCCUGCUCUCAAACCCUCCACCAAGGUCCGGUCCGCCUCCAUCGGAGAUCUGCUGUCUGAUUCUCCAGUGUGUAUUCAGGCGAGUCCGCAUACUAGAGCUGGAGCUGGACGCGGCGGGGCUCCUCGUGAUGAUGUCAUGGAACUUGAGACUGAAGUGGCGCUGGAGAUGGAAAAGACGAGGGAGCUCCUGAGCAGUGUGAGAGAGUCCCAGUCCCAGGGGGGAGGUGGCGGCGAGGGCAUGCCAGAGGAUCUGCUGGUCAGGGCCAUGGAGAAGCUGAAGACGGCCGACCACGUCCUGAGAUCGGUCAAUAAACUGAAACUUGCAAAGAGCCCAAGCAGCAGGAAGAGCUGGUGAAUGUCAGUCACAGCAGGUCGACUUGGAAUGGACCAUUCGCUAAACCCCCUCCCCUGAACAGUGAUUGUCCAAUCAUAGUUUAGCAAACUUUAAAUAGGCAUAGCAAGCCUGUCAAGCUUUGGAUUUCCAUACUGUACGGUUUGCAUGAUAUUAGGUUAGGGUUGCCGCCCGUCCCUUAAUAAAUGGAAUCGUCCCCUAUUUCAAAAUAAAUUAGCGCGUCCCGUUCAUGUAGAAGCCACAAGCCCGUAUGAAAAUCAACGCGCGUGCGUGAUCACGGAAGGCUUGUGUGAUGUGGACGCGCCGACAGUGAUGUUGUCAUUACUUAUAAUUCCUCAUGGGGGGCACUAUAGCUGUAAAAGUGUUUCAUACUGUUAAAAUGGAGACAGAGUUUUCGAACAACUUGCUGAGCUAGCGUUAGCCUGUUUAGCUAGCUGAUAUGAUCUACCUGCGACAGCGGGCAAAAUUAACGGUUGUCGGCAAGAAAUGAGAAGCUGCUUUGGUCUUCCUCUGACUGAAAUCAAAGCCUGACAGGUGUAGCAAUAAUAACGGCUCAGGGUUUAGCAAACGGCCAUAUGAUGGACUUGGGCAGAAUGACAGAAAUCUCGUAAUUUUUAAGGUUAUGCAGCACAUGCAACUGUUCGCUCGUAAUUAACUAAGUGCAAUUAUUUUAACUUUCUCUGUAGCUGAAAGUAAUGCUUAAUGUUCUUCUGUGUAUUGUUUAUUUCUUGUAAUGUAUGAAAUACUGGGACAUUUUCAAGAAGGAUUACUUGAAAGUUAAUAAGAGAAUUAAUAAUAUAAUUACAAAGCAGUACCGCCAAUACAUGCAUUGAGAACGUGCAAAAAAAAAGUACUCAAAAGUGUUAAUACCAAAUUACACAACUGUUUUAAUAGUUUAAUCUUCUUUGUGGAUUCAAGGGGCCUUUUCUCAUAUUUUAGAUACUAUGUUUUUGCUGGCAGUUUAUAUGAGGAAAAUUAUAUUUUACAUAUUUUAAACUUUUUACUACGCCAUGUUCUGUUUCGUGUUGAUGAGGAAAGAUGUACCGACCUAGCACAGGAGCUUUCUGAAAGGAAUCUUUUCAGACUAAUCAUGUAAUUGUAGCAAAAUGAAAAACUGCUACUCCACAUACAAUGAUUCCAGUUUUGAUAUUAAUGUUGUAAGUUUUUCAUACUCGUAUUGUACAUAGCACAGAACAAAGAGCUUGUAGCAGCCCCUUUGGCUCUCACUAACCCCUCUUACAGUUUAACUUUACAUUCAUUUGAUUAUAUGAGGGAUAGUUAGUGAUUUUUCUCGCAAUUCGAAUCAUGAACUCGGAAGAAUUUCCCCUUUUUGUGUCCAAUGCUUUGUUAAAAGAUAUGAUAUAGUGUAGUGUGCAAGAAUAUUUUCUAACAUUAGAUAUACUUUUGUACUCUUUGGUUAAAUGUGCUAUUGCCUAAAUAAACAAAGGGAAACUAUCUGUUUA